Molecule: messenger RNA, 804 nt
Organism: Salarias fasciatus (jewelled blenny)
Lineage: Eukaryota; Metazoa; Chordata; Actinopteri; Blenniiformes; Blenniidae
Product: beta-crystallin B3-like
Exons: 6
Coding region: 73-804 (243 amino acids)
Biological process (GO): lens development in camera-type eye; visual perception
Molecular function (GO): structural constituent of eye lens
Source: RefSeq, a predicted model, not a curated record
GUGGCACCGAAAAAGAGGGACGCUACCACUUCCCGGCAGGCAAACCCAGUGGAGGAGCAGUGGAUCAGGAGGAUGUCGGAGCAGCAGAGCGCCCCGGAGCAGCUGGCUGCUGGGAAGAGCCAGGGUGGAGCUGGAGCCACAUACAAGGUGGUGCUGUAUGAGUUCGAAAACUUCCAGGGCUGCAAGGCAGAGUUCUCUGCAGAGUGUAAAGAUGUGACAGAGAAGAGUCUGGAGAAGGUCGGCUCUGUGAUCGUGGAGUCAGGACCCUGGGUGGGCUACGACCGGCACGGGUUCACGGGGGAGCAGUUCAUCCUGGAGAAGGGCGAGUAUCCACGCUGGGACACCUGGACCAACAGUCAGAACAGCUACUCCCUCCUUUCCCUACGGCCUCUCAAAGUGGACAGUGCCGAUCACAAACUACAACUGUAUGAGAACCCCGGGUUCAGCGGCAGGAAGAUGGAGAUUGUUGACGACGAUGUGCCUAGUUUGUGGGGUCAUGGUUUUCAGGAUCGUGUAGCAAGUGUCAAGGCUCUAAACGGAACAUGGGUGGGCUACAUGUACCCGGGCUACAGGGGUCGCCAGUUUAUCUUCGAGCAGGGAGAUUUCAAGCACUGGAACGACUGGGAGGCGCCUCUGCCGCUCAUCCAGUCGGUCCGACGCGUGCGGGACAUGCAGUGGCACAAGAGGGGCUGUUUCACCGUUCCCGACCCGGCUCCGGCCCCGGCUCCGGGCCCCGGCCCCGGUCCGGAGCCCGACCCCGCCCCGGCUCCCCCUGCCCCUCCUGCUUCGGCCGGAGCCAGCUGA